Molecule: messenger RNA, 2031 nt
Organism: Sphaerodactylus townsendi
Lineage: Eukaryota; Metazoa; Chordata; Lepidosauria; Squamata; Sphaerodactylidae
Gene: NR2F1
Product: nuclear receptor subfamily 2 group F member 1
Exons: 3
Coding region: 7-1254 (415 amino acids)
Biological process (GO): regulation of transcription by RNA polymerase II; cell differentiation; anatomical structure development
Molecular function (GO): nuclear receptor activity; RNA polymerase II cis-regulatory region sequence-specific DNA binding; zinc ion binding
Source: RefSeq, a predicted model, not a curated record
CGAGAUAUGGCAAUGGUAGUUAGCAGCUGGCGAGAUGCGCAAGAGGACGUGGCCGGGGGCGGCCCCGCCGGAGCAGCUCAGCCGGGCCGGGACCCGCAGCAGGGGGCCUCGGCUGCCCCGCACACGCCGCAGACGCCCAGCCAGCCGGGCGCCCCGUCCACGCCGGGCGACAAGGGCCAGCAGCAGCAGCAACAGGGCGGCGGGCAGCAGCAGCAGCAGCAGCAACAGCACAUCGAGUGCGUGGUGUGCGGGGACAAGUCCAGCGGGAAGCACUACGGCCAGUUCACCUGCGAGGGCUGCAAAAGUUUCUUCAAGCGCAGCGUCCGACGGAACUUAACGUACACUUGCCGGGCCAACCGGAACUGCCCCAUCGACCAGCACCACCGCAACCAGUGCCAGUACUGCCGCCUCAAGAAGUGCCUCAAAGUGGGCAUGAGGCGGGAAGCGGUUCAGCGAGGCAGGAUGCCGCCGAGCCAGCCGAACCCGGGCCAGUACGCGCUGACCAACGGCGACCCGCUGAACGGGCACUGCUACCUGUCGGGCUACAUCUCGCUGCUGCUGCGGGCCGAGCCCUACCCGACGUCGCGCUACGGCAGCCAGUGCAUGCAGCCCAACAACAUCAUGGGCAUCGAGAAUAUCUGCGAGCUGGCGGCGCGGCUGCUCUUCAGCGCCGUCGAGUGGGCCCGCAACAUCCCCUUCUUCCCGGACCUGCAGAUCACCGACCAGGUGGCCCUGCUGCGCCUCACCUGGAGCGAGCUCUUCGUCCUCAACGCCGCCCAGUGCUCCAUGCCGCUGCACGUGGCCCCGCUUCUGGCCGCCGCCGGCCUCCACGCCUCACCCAUGUCCGCCGACCGCGUGGUGGCUUUCAUGGACCACAUCCGCAUCUUCCAGGAGCAAGUGGAGAAGCUCAAGGCCCUCCACGUCGACUCGGCCGAGUACAGCUGCCUCAAAGCCAUCGUCCUCUUCACGUCAGAUGCCUGUGGCCUGUCGGACGCGGCGCACAUCGAGAGCCUGCAGGAGAAGUCUCAGUGCGCCCUGGAGGAGUACGUGCGGAGCCAGUACCCCAACCAGCCCAGCCGCUUCGGCAAGCUGCUCCUCCGGCUGCCUUCGCUGCGCACCGUCUCGUCGUCGGUCAUCGAGCAGCUCUUCUUCGUCCGCUUGGUAGGUAAAACCCCCAUCGAGACGCUCAUCCGAGACAUGCUGCUCUCCGGCAGCAGCUUCAACUGGCCUUACAUGUCCAUCCAGUGCUCGUAGAGCUUCUGGCCGCCGCCCCCGGCCCAGAGACCCCGCCGACGCCGCCGACGCCGCCGAUGCCGGAGGGGGGCCGGCCCGCCGCCCGGGGUGUGGGAGGUUCCGAGGACAGCACGGACGGCCCCCUCGGCUCGGACCCUGGGAAAGCCUGCGGGGGGAAAAAAGACAUAACCAGAAAGGACGCGCCGUGUUUGUGGAACAAACAGCACGCAGAUGGGAGCAUUAAAAAAUAAUAAGAAGAAAGGACCGAAGGGAUUUUAACCUAAACCCCACGAGGAGACUAGAACGGAUCUUCUUGGAUUUAUGGCGGACUGAGAUGGAUUUCGUCUGUACAGCAAACAAACAAACAAACAAACAACGCAGUUUAAAAAAAACAAAAGCAGAAACCCAAGGCGAAUUGACUGGUGUAGAACAGAGAAGGGGGGCACAGGCAAACGCUGACCACGAACAUUGUUCUUGAUUUUGUAAGAUAUUAGUCUUUAUUUUCACUUUUUUUGUAAAAUUUAAAACAUCGUAUGCGCAUAAAGGAAAAAACACAAGAAACAAACAAGGAUUAGGAGGGGCGGGAAAUAACAUUUUCCAAAUAAUUAUUAAAAAACAAACAAGGAAUUGUUCUGUGUGUAUGUAUCUAUAUCUGUUUUGUAUUUUUUUUCUGGUUCCAAACCAGGUUUCCUGUGAUUCUAUACUAAUAAUUUUUGAUAUAACCCUUUGCUUCUUAUGAGUGCGAUAUAUGUUGUCGAAGCUGUUCUUCAAGAAUUAAAAUUGAAGUGAGAAUUUAAA